Penicillium lagena is the source of this 972-nucleotide messenger RNA. RefSeq lists its product as uncharacterized. The record is from RefSeq and is a predicted model, not a curated record. The coding region runs from base 1 to 972 and encodes 323 amino acids. Lineage: Eukaryota; Fungi; Ascomycota; Eurotiomycetes; Eurotiales; Aspergillaceae. The transcript is spliced from 4 exons.
AUGUCAGUUUGGAAUCAGUCGUUCCCUCCCGCGCCGAAGUUCACGGACAAGGAAUGUGGGGAUCUGUCAGGAAAGGUAUUCAUUGUUACCGGCGGAGCUUCUGGAGUGGGCCGUGAGCUAGUCAACAUCUUGUUCGCGAAAAAUAGUAUCGUGUAUGUUGCUGCACGAUCCGAGACCAAAGCUCGGGAUACCAUUUCAUGGUGCGAGGCAGAGCACCCGAGCUCCAGUGGAAAGGUGAAGUUUCUUCAUUUGGACUUGGACGAUCUAUCAGGAAUCAAAAAAUCUGCCGAAGAGUUCUUGGCAAAUGAAACCCGCCUGGAUGUGCUUUGGAACAAUGCCGGCGUCAUGAUGCCGCCAGAGGGGAGUAAAACGAAGCAGGGCUAUGAGCUUCAAAUGGGCACAAAUUGUCUGGGUCCUUUCCUCUUCACCCAAUGCUUACUGCCGAUCCUUAAACGAACAGCGGCUACUGAGCCAAAGGGCUCCGUGCGGGUAGCUUGGGCCGGAUCGUUAAUGAUCGACUUGGGUGCCCCCUCCGGUGGAAUUGAUAUGGAGAACAUCACUUGGUCGAAAAAAGACGGGAAUAAGCGAGACAAAUAUGCCCAGAGCAAAGUGGCAAACAUGUUCCUGGCCUCAGAAUUUGCCAAGAGGACUCAAGGCGACGGAGUUAUUCAUGUUGGAUUCAAUCCUGGCAAUCUGAAAAGUCCUUUGCAAAGACAUAUGGGAACUAUUACGAACGCCCUGACCGGAUGGAUGCUCCAUCAUCCCAAGUUCGGUGCCUUUACUGAACUAUACGCCGGCUUGUCACCCGAUAUCCAACCCGAACAGAAUGGCUCAUACGUGAUCCCGUGGGGCAGACUGCAUGUCCCGAGGAAAGAUUUAGUAGAUGCUAUGAAGAGCCGGGAAGAAGAUGGUACCGGGAUCGCUGCCGCGUUUUGGGACUGGUGCAAAAAUGAGACCGCACAAUAUGAAUAG